AUGGAGAAUUACCAAGAACAAGCACUAAAAGAUAAUGAAAUCAUGCCACAGAAGCCUACGCCUUCCUGUUUACCAUCAACGUCAGCUAAAGAAUUCACUUUGAAAUCAAUUUCCCGCUUGUCGUUAAUUUUAUUCCUUCAAGUACGUAAAACUCUUAUCAGUCAUGGAAAUCAGGGGAAUGUCUUCAAGGCGUCAUUAGACCGUGACGAGAAGACAUUUAGGACUAAAAGCUAA
This is a messenger RNA of Clunio marinus, 234 nucleotides long. The record is from the annotation of a GenBank genome assembly. NCBI's taxonomy places the organism in Eukaryota, Metazoa, Arthropoda, Insecta, Diptera, Chironomidae.